Molecule: messenger RNA, 1529 nt
Organism: Oreochromis niloticus (Nile tilapia)
Lineage: Eukaryota; Metazoa; Chordata; Actinopteri; Cichliformes; Cichlidae
Exons: 8
Coding region: 408-1529 (373 amino acids)
Source: RefSeq, a predicted model, not a curated record
UCAUUACCCUCUUGUGUAUUUAGUCCUUUGUCUGUGGUUGGUUUGUCUGAGUUUCCUACCUCUGUUUUAUUAGGUUCCAAGUUUCAUGCAGUGUUUUGUUUAUUUGUUUUAUUUUUGUUUUUCCAGUAUAGAUUUUGUUUGUUCUAUUCUAGUUGUUCUUUGCUUUUUGUUUGGGCCUUUUUUUCAGCCAAAUAAAAGGCUCGCUUUUUGUUAACAUCCAUGUCAGCUCCAUGUCUGCUUUUGGGUCCGCGUUCACCUCACUCCCUGUCAUCUGCCUCUGCAGACAUGACACUUAUUCCACAUAUGUUCAACGUUAAAACAAUGGCUGAUCUCUCUGUGAAAGAUUUGUCUCCAAAAGUGAGAUUGACUAAUUACUCAGACCUGCAGUAAAAUGAGAAGCUGAUGAGAUGGAGGAUCAAGAUAUUGCAGCGGCAGAGCAAAACAAUGACAGCACAGGAGGAGAGUCUGAAAACACGUCUGAAACUCCUCCCAUCAAUGAGAGAGUGGCUCCUGAUCUCACACUUGUACUGAUUGGUGACCCAGCUUCCACUGAGAUCGGACCAAAGAACAUUUUCCUUGACCAUGACGAGCAAACAAAUGUGGAACAGUUUUCAUCCAAUCUGUAUAAUCUGUGUGGUCGACACGUCUGUGUCAUUAACAUGCUGGGUCUACAAACAAAGGAAAUCCCUUUAAAUCAGGGAGUUCAUGCCUUUGUCUUACUAUUACCCAACACUCUGCAUAGCAGCCAGUACAGCUCAGGAGUGGAGUGGUUAGAGAAAGUUUUUGGCAGAGGAGCACUUUCUUAUUUAAUCACAGUGGUGACUCAUGAACCAGGUGAAACAUGUGAAAGUGCAUUAAAAGAGCUGAAAACUAACACAGAGUUCAAUGAAAAAAGGUUCCACACAUGUAACAGAAGUAUGAUGGAUGAAAAUCAGGUAGCAAAUUUGUUAGAAAAAAUAAACAUCAUGGUCUCUGAAAAUGAUCCACAAAGCUACACUGGACUGGUGUGUGCUGAAAACAGACAACAGGAAGGACACCUGGAGGACAAAUCCCACGAAGAAGAAAGGAAAGACUCAGAUUUAAAGACAAAUAAAAGAGGAACCAAAGAUGAAGACGUGAGUGUAAAUGGAAAGAAGGAGUCACUGAAGGUUUCUGAAGUCAAAAAGAAGUCAUGUCAGAGACAAACUGAGAUGCUUUUUGGAAGACUUCGCCUUCAAGAUCAACUUCAAUAUACAUUUCCACCAGGAGAGUUUCUUCAAAUAUGUCCACCUGUGAAACAGCAUCAUGUCACAUCUGAGAAAGAUUUAGCUCACACUUUUCUUCACAGACUGGUGAUUCACAACGGAGAUCGAGUGUCCUCUGUGGACUUUCAGAAAAAUAACAAAAACCUGGAAGUGUCUAAAUCUCAGCUGAUGAACACUUUGAUCAACGACCGUCACAACACCUUCUUCCAUAGAAACUGUCCAGGAAGCACCAAGUCUCAAUAUCUGAUGGAUGGUGUGGCAGAGAUCGCCUGCGCGACAUACUGA